Brienomyrus brachyistius is the source of this 2723-nucleotide messenger RNA. RefSeq names its product nuclear FMR1 interacting protein 1 (gene nufip1). Gene Ontology annotation, biological process: box C/D snoRNP assembly. Bases 431 to 2107 code for a protein of 558 amino acids. Gene Ontology annotation, cellular component: nucleus. NCBI's taxonomy places the organism in Eukaryota, Metazoa, Chordata, Actinopteri, Osteoglossiformes, Mormyridae. The record is from RefSeq and is a predicted model, not a curated record. Gene Ontology annotation, molecular function: RNA binding. The transcript has 10 exons.
CGUAUAUAUAAAGACAAAGACGACAUUGCCUGGAUCCCAUAUUUUAAUUAUGCAUUUGUACGGUAUUGAUUAAUGUUAUUAAACAACCUUUCCCGAAAAGAGUGACCGGGCUGUUUCCGGAUAUGACGUAUGACAUAUUACCCACAUGGCUUGGAAGCAGAGUGGAAGACAUGUGCAAGAGAAUCCAAACAAGUUUACGAACGCCGUGUUGUUGCUGAAGUUUAUGUCGCCAUGAACGAUUUUACACAAUUUCCACCUCCUUUCUUCAGCAGCCCAACCCAAGACUCUGUACUCCGACCUCCGGUGUUUAACUGGCAGCCUCGUCCCGGCAACUUUAACUCUGGUAAUGGGAACUGGUUUCAGCCUCCAUCUGUUCCGUGGGUUAGAAACCCUCCAGUGAAUUACUGCAGAGCACCUACGCAUUGGAAGAAUGGCUUUGAUUCAAACCGUAAUGAUCGGUAUUACAGUGCGGGGUAUCAACGUCAUCUCCAGGAAAAUGCACACGUGGGGAGAAAUAAGAAAAAGAAAAAGGAACCGGUGUUUAUGCAUUUCUGUGACACCUGUGACAGAGGUUUUAAGAAUCAAGAGAAGUAUGAUGAACACUUGGCGCAGCAUGUUAAGUGUUCAGUGGAAGGCUGCAGUUUCACAGCUCAUGAGAAACUUGUCAGCAUUCACUGGAAAAAUAGCCAUGCGCCUGGAGCCAAGAGGAUCAAACUUGACACUGCAGAAGAAAUCGCAAAAUGGAGAGAGGAGAGAAAAAGGAACUACCCCACUGUAUCCAAUGUGGAAAGGAAGAGAAGGAUACUGGAGGAUCGAGGAGAAAGGGGAGAGGUUCUGGAAACAGCGCAGUUUGGCAUCUGCAUUGAUUCUGCUGUUCUGCAGCAUGGCCUGUUUUCGUUGGAUCUCUCGUGCAUUUUUUUCUGCACGUGAAGGACCAGAGCUUACUCAGGUGUGUCCUCUGUUCAGGCGAAUGAGAGGAAGGGGUCGCGGCUUCCGUCAACGAGGCGGGAGGUUCCAAAACAACCAGAGAAGGGCAUGGUCAAGGCCUGGGAUGCCUGGCCAUGUGAUGGAAAACACCACAGCCCCACCCCUUAAACAUACCCCCAAAGACGGAGAUCCACUCGGAGCCAUUGUUAACAGUGACCUAGAGUCCGACAAGGAUGAAGCAGCCGACGCUGGAAAAGACGGCCUGACUGUGACCCCGAAGCACAUGACCUCUGGUCUAGGUGCCCUCGUGGCCAACUAUGACUCCACCUCUGAGAGUGAUCAGGAACCAGAAGCUCUGCCCAUUCUGAAGGUCACCAAGAUGCUUGAGGAGAACCAGGUCAUGCUGAAGACCGUCCAGGGUCAGCCACCUCCCCAGGGAUCAAGGGCUCCCCCAGCUGCUGGUCCACCAUGGGCCGGUACUGCCCCUAAUAGGCCGGGAAGAGGGAGACAUCCUUUCCGGGGCCCAACUACACCUCAGCAGCGCCGCCCUACAUUGCUAGAGAUGCUGCUGGCCCCGGAGGUACGCCAUGAGAGAAAUGUCCUCCUGCAGUGCGUCCGCUUUGUCGUCCAGAACGCUUUCUUCGGGCUGGACGUCGGAGCUGAGGAGAGUGCCGCAGUGGACAGUAGGUCGGUCACCGCACUUGAAGGAAAGCGGCGACCGCAGACUGGAACUGGAGUAGCCACAUCUGAUGGAAACCACCAGUAUGGGCUUGACCUUUCUGAGCAGAACGUUGGGGUUGGGAGAAGCCAGAGUGCCCCAGAAGCUCCCAGCCUAGACGGAUCCACCCAAGACUGUGGGCAGGACUCCGGCAAACCUGGAUCAUCAACAGAGAAAACGUCAGCAUCCGCAGGCCACUGUCCAACAGGAAGUGACACAAACAUCCAGCUGCCUGUACAACUUGAGGAGCAAACGGAGAAUAUGUUAGCUGAGGAGCAGGAAGUUGAUGGAGAUGUGCCUCAUUCUGAGGACCGACAGCCCAGUGGGAAUACUCAGCAUGGAGGUUUUGCCACACCAGGGGACGAUUCCGGUAUGCGUGAAGAGCAGAAUGCCCAACCAGCUGUUUCUGUGGUGGAUGAGGACGUUUGGGAAAUCCCUGAAGCAUAUACUCAGAACAUCUGAUAGUAAAUCUCCAUGAAUCAAUACCUUUUUGUGUAUGUAUGAAUGAAUUCCGCCCAAUUUUUCAAUAUUAAAUUAGGCAAAUUAUUAUGAAAGUCCAGUUAAAGUUCUUUUCUAACUUUUACGAACCAUUAAUUGUCAGUCAAGAAGAUUGGUUACCCCACCUAAUAAUGCAAGUGAUGGAAACCUGGUUAAUAAGUCCAUUCAUUUGUAGCUGUGCUGCGUCUGACUUGCCGCUGGACUCGCGCCAUGACCGUGCACUGAGUGCUUUCACUGUUGCCUGCUUUACCGCUCUUCCUGCACGUGCUCCCAUGGAGAGAAGUGCAUACCUUGCUCACUAAAGGGACAUGCUUCCAGUCCAUGGUUCUAUAAAACUGCCUAAUAGCAAGUAUUUUGUGUUCGUUUUAUUCCUUUUUAAUAUGUGUACGUUUGCAUAAAUUUAGUAGUUAUUCAGGCUGACUAUUUUAAUUUUUUUUUUUUUUUAAGUCAUGUGGCUCUGUCAUUUCAGUUCUGUUUUUUGGUUUAUAACCAACACGUAUGACAAUUAUAAAUUUACUGAUUACAAAAAGCCUUCGGUUUGGUUUAUGUCAGCAAGUAAUAAAGUUAUUUCAGCUCUGAA